Messenger RNA from Physeter macrocephalus (sperm whale), 1203 nucleotides. RefSeq names its product immunoglobulin superfamily member 23 (gene IGSF23). The transcript is spliced from 4 exons. NCBI's taxonomy places the organism in Eukaryota, Metazoa, Chordata, Mammalia, Artiodactyla, Physeteridae. Gene Ontology annotation, cellular component: cell surface; plasma membrane. Gene Ontology annotation, biological process: regulation of immune system process; signal transduction. Gene Ontology annotation, molecular function: protein tyrosine kinase binding. Bases 133 to 1203 code for a protein of 356 amino acids. The record is from RefSeq and is a predicted model, not a curated record.
CGGAAGUUGGGCCGGGAAUGGGCGGGGCCGGGGCGGAGGCGGGGCCAAGGCUGCAUACUUGACUGUGCGCUCUAGGGGACCCCACUCCCGACAGGGCGACUUCCCCUGAGCCGCCGCAGGACGGAAAGCGGCAUGAGGUGUCCUCUGCGCGCCGCCGGCUCCGGCCACAGCCCCGCCUGGAGAAGGAUGCUUCUAACAGGCAGCCUGCUCGCAUUCUUCACCUGCUCUGCCUCCUCGGAGCUGCCCUCCUCUGCGUCUCUGGACUCCUUGACCGAAGGAGCCGAUGCCCACCUGCCAGUCCCCAGAAGCCUCGAUGGCGUUCUCUCCGCUUCUUGGUUCCGAGGGCACGAGGCCCAGCCAGAAGCCAUGAUCUUCUCCCCUGAGGGCCUCCCGGGGCCCGGCCACACUGGCCGGGAGACGCUGGAUACCCAAGGCAGCCUGGUCAUCAGAAAUGUGACAACUCAAGAUGCAGGCAGCUACACCGUGGUGCUGGAAACCAGCAGGGGACGCAGGAGUGUGACGGAGCAGAUACAGGUCAAUGCCAACUCUGAAGGCGUGCCACUGCUGACUUUCCCGGGCAAUACACAAGGUAUCCUCCGGGGUGAACUCCUCUACUCAGUGAUCCUGCAGUGGGUGGCUUCCAUCGAACCUGAACCUGUGCUACGAUGGACCUUCAACGGGCAUCCUCGCGGGAUCGGGGAGAGGCUGAUUAUCCAGAGGUUGUCCUUGGAGGAUCUGGGCACCUGUGUAUGCUUGGCCGAGAACAGCCAGGGAAUGUAUUUCUCCCAGCCUGUGGCUAUCAUGCUGCCACAAGCCGUCGUGGAUCCCACAGACCCUGUGCCCAUCGAGCCGAACCCUACCCUCUCCCUGUCAGGAAGCUCUGCCUUUGCCCUCACUGUGGCCGCACCUGUGGUACUGGUCGGAAGCACGGUCUUCACCAUAAUCUGGAAGCUAAGGUACCUGCCUUCCCUCCUUCCCAUCCACUCAGCCCCCACAAGGUGCAGAGCUCACUCUGCAGCAAGACUGAAGCCAAACCAACUGCCUCAUCCCAAGGAGCUUAAAGCUUAUUCAGGGAGGAUGACAUUGACCCCUGCUGUGCCCAUCCAACUCAUCAGUUCCCAAAGUGGCCCCAGGGGAGCAAAGAGACAGGAGAGGGUUCUGGAGGUGGGUUCAAAUCCCAGCUCCGUCACUUACCCACAGUGA